Camelina sativa (false flax) is the source of this 2129-nucleotide messenger RNA. RefSeq names its product serine/threonine protein phosphatase 2A regulatory subunit B''beta. The record is from RefSeq and is a predicted model, not a curated record. Gene Ontology annotation, biological process: protein dephosphorylation. Gene Ontology annotation, cellular component: protein phosphatase type 2A complex. NCBI's taxonomy places the organism in Eukaryota, Viridiplantae, Streptophyta, Magnoliopsida, Brassicales, Brassicaceae. Gene Ontology annotation, molecular function: calcium ion binding; protein phosphatase regulator activity.
UUUCAGAUCGAACAAAGAAAAAGGAUAAAAAAGUGUGUGUAUUCGGGAAUCGGAGAAGGAGAAGAGAAGCUGAUGAUUCGUUCGAUGUGUUAAUAAAGAUCUCGACUUUGUUAACUCAUAGAUCCUUUAUCAUCUUAAUUGUUAUUUCGUCUGGUGUUGUUGAUGCGAUUGGAUCAUCUGAAAGAAGAUGAGUAUGGUGGAUGCGAUUGUUCCCGGAGACAUGGCUUGUUUGGAUGCAGAUUUAUUGCAGCUUCAAGAGAUGUCUUCGUUUGUACUAACUUCGAAACCUGGAUUCACUCAGAAGCUCUUUGACCAGUGGCUUUCUCUUCCUGAAGCUCAUCGACAGAUUGCAUCAUUGCUCAAGGAUGCUAUAGGUGGAGCUCCUAUAAAUGCAACUGGAAGUUCAUCUGGAUCAAAUUCUGCCACGAGUAAUUCUAUACCAUCUAUGUUUCCUGCGGGAAGUGCUCCUCCGCUUUCGCCAAGGAGUUGUGGUUCACCGCGUACAACGAAACAAAGAGGCCCUUCUAACUUAGGUUCUUCGCUGAAAGUCGUCAGUGAGCCUGUUAGAGAGCCAAUGCCUCAGUUUUAUUUCAAAAAUGGCCGCCCACCACCAAGCGAGAUGAGAGAGCAAUGCAUGUUUAGAAUCAAUCACUUUUUCUAUGGUCACAUGGAUGGACUACAGAUACAAGAAUUCAAAUUAGUCACCAGAGAAAUCUGCAAGCUCCCAUCAUUCUUCUCCACUUCACUUUUCAGGAAGAUCGAUGUCAAUAAUUCAGGUUUUGUUACUAGAGAAGCAUUUAUUGAUUAUUGGGUAAACGGGAACAUGUUGAUAAUGGAUACAACGACCCAAAUCUUCAAGAUAUUAAAGCAGAAAGAUCAGAGCUACAUUGUCAAGGAUGAUUUCAAACCACUACUUAAAGAACUGUUGGCGACACAUCCUGGGCUAGAGUUCCUGCAAACCACACCUGAUUUCCAAGAAAGAUAUGCUGAAACCGUCACCUACAGAAUAUUUUACUACAUAAAUAGAUCUGGGAAUGGUCGACUUACGUUUAGGGAGCUUAGACGAGGAAACUUAAUUGAUGCAAUGCGACAUGCUGACGAAGAAGAAGAUAUCAACAAAGUGUUGAGAUACUUCUCAUAUGAGCAUUUCUAUGUCAUAUACUGCAAGUUCUGGGAGCUGGAUACGGAUCACGAUUUCCUGAUUGACAAAGAAAAUCUUAUGAGAUAUGGAAACCACGCACUUACUUACCGGAUUGUCGACAGAAUAUUCUCCCAGGUUGCUAGGAAGUUCACUAGCAAAGUUGAAGGGAAGAUGGGGUAUGAGGACUUUGUGUAUUUCAUACUUGCAGAAGAAGAUAAAUCGUCAGAGCCUAGCCUAGAAUUUUGGUUUAAGUGCAUAGACUUGGAUGCAAAUGAGAUUAUUACGCGAAAUGAGAUGCAAUUCUUUUAUGAAGAGCAGUUGCAUCGAAUGGAGUGCAUGGCGCAAGAAGCUGUUCUUUUUGAGGAUAUUUUAUGUCAGAUGAUUGAUAUGAUCGGACCAGAGAACGAAAGCCAUAUAACGCUGCAUGACCUGAAGGGCUCAAAGCUCUCUGGAAACGUCUUCAACAUCCUUUUUAAUCUCAACAAAUUUAUGGCAUUUGAAACACGGGAUCCGUUCCUCAUACGUCAGGAGCGUGAGAACCCUACAUUGACUGAGUGGGACCGUUUUGCACAUAGAGAAUAUAUUAGGCUUUCAAUGGAAGAAGACGUUGAAGAUGCAUCCAAUGGAAGUGCUGAGGUUUGGGAUGAGUCGUCACUGGAGGCUCCCUUCUGAGUUCAUAGAGUCCCUGAGAAGAAUCUUUGGAGCUCUCUGGAGAAAGGGAAGUGAAAACCAAGCAAAGUAUCCUCUUUGAAUACCAAACACUUACCUUGGAUUUGUUUUAUUUUUCUUCUAACUUCUCUUCAUUUGUUAGCUGAUUAUAGUAGAGUUAUAUUUAUCAAGAAUUGUCGUCUAGCUCAUCGCUUUACGCCUUCUUCACCUGUAUUGCUUUCACUUUGUUCCAUCUCUGGGUUUUUGUAUGUACUUUGUCGAUGUGUUACUUCGUUAUCUCGAGCUGCUGAAAAUUGUGAUAAUUCCUUCAUUGACGUUU